Molecule: messenger RNA, 1137 nt
Organism: Colletotrichum graminicola M1.001
Lineage: Eukaryota; Fungi; Ascomycota; Sordariomycetes; Glomerellales; Glomerellaceae
Exons: 3
Coding region: 1-1137 (378 amino acids)
Biological process (GO): DNA-templated transcription; regulation of transcription by RNA polymerase II
Cellular component (GO): chromatin
Molecular function (GO): RNA polymerase II cis-regulatory region sequence-specific DNA binding; DNA-binding transcription factor activity, RNA polymerase II-specific; zinc ion binding
Source: RefSeq, a predicted model, not a curated record
AUGCAUGAACUUCAUGACAGCUUGAUGAAAACUGAUCCUUGGUACGAUAGCUCCUUUGACGUGAACAUCGCGAAGUCGGUGUUCUCGGCGGGAAACCUUCGCAAAUUCUCAGCAUCGUACUUUCUUGUAAGUCACCUAGACUUCCCCAUCAUUCACCGACCAGACUUUGGCGCAGAGCGUACCCAUAAACUCUUGCUCCUCGCUGCUGCGCUUGCUGGGGCUCUUAGGUCCCCGCCAAGCGAUGAUGUGUUAGCUGCCCGUGGUUUUUUAAGGCUUGCCGAGGAAUAUAUUUUCCGCAGCUUGGGCAGAUUGAUGUCACCCUGGUCCACUCCAGAUUUCACCAAUGAGGUUCAGGAGACGCUGCAAGCCGCCCUCAUGAUCCACUGUAUCCAGCUCUUCAGGAACGACGUUGCAUCGCGGAGAAGGAAUCGAACUCAACGACUACCAGCCCUUGUGUCCGCUGUCAGGUGUCUAGGCCUGGCACAGACCAAGCAUGCGUCCGUAUUCCAGUACGAGGACUUUGUGCUCAACGAGUCGAAAAUCCGGCUGGCCACAUGGACGGCGUUGCUAGAUUGGCAGCAGAGCAGUAUGUUCAACUGCCCGCUAACAUUAAUGCCUGCUGAAUUGACGUGCGACCUUCCGAGCCCACUGGAGCUCUGGGAUGCGAAGGAUACGGCUGAAUACUUUGAGAAGGCACGCGCACUCGGACUCGAUGGCUCAAGGAGGACAUCGUCAGUCAAGCUAUGCGUCAAUGCAUUGAUGUGCGAGACUUGGGGCGGUGUGGGAAGCUUUCCUUUCCAGGAUAUCAAUGGCUCUGACUUGUUAUUAUUGAUCUUUGCGCUCAACGGCUUGAGUCUCUCGGCAAAUCUCAUGGGAACCUUGCCCUCAAGUGCUCAUACACUUCUCUGCGCCAUAUCUAGAUGGGAAACCAUGUGGGAGAGCUUCCGGGGCGGCAUGAACCCAGCUACUUUAGAAAAGUGUGGUAUUAUGCGGUACAACAGCGAAAUCUGCUGGGAGGCCAGGAAGAUUAUCCAAGUCGCCAUUUCAGGAGACAAAAGCUCUGCGUAUAUGCAAAAGGUUGGGCACGAUUCACUGCUGCAGCUGCAUGAGUUUGUACGCCAGUAUCGUGAUACUUGA